Messenger RNA from Venustampulla echinocandica, 828 nucleotides. Its product is annotated as Carbohydrate phosphatase. Gene Ontology annotation, biological process: signal transduction; phosphatidylinositol phosphate biosynthetic process; inositol metabolic process. The record is from RefSeq and is a predicted model, not a curated record. The transcript is spliced from 2 exons. Gene Ontology annotation, molecular function: inositol monophosphate 1-phosphatase activity. NCBI's taxonomy places the organism in Eukaryota, Fungi, Ascomycota, Leotiomycetes, Helotiales, Pleuroascaceae. The coding region runs from base 1 to 828 and encodes 275 amino acids.
AUGGCAGAUAUCAACCUCCAAGAGAUCUCAGAUCUCUUGGCUAACCACAAUUAUAUAGCGGCGGACCUGGUAACAGAGACUGAUCGUGCAGUGGAGAAGAUGGUUUCGAACCGCCUUCUCUCCGCCCAUCCAACAUUCUCCUUUAUUGGCGAAGAGACCUACGUCCCGGGCCAAACAGAGCUCACGGACGCACCAACAUUCAUAGUCGAUCCGGUAGAUGGGACCACGAACUUUGUGCAUGCCUUCCCCGCCUUUUGCAUCUCUCUCGGUUUCACCGUACACAAACUCCCUACCGUGGGUGUAAUAUACAAUCCUUUUCUCGAUGAGCUUUAUACUGGCAUUAAGGGACAAGGAUCGUUCGUUACGAGGCAUGGGGGGGGGAAACUCAGGCUACCGCUGAAGAAAGAACCAGAGCCGUUGAAGGAUUUGAGUACAUGUUUGGUGGGUGCGGAAUGGGGCAGUGAUAGGUCAGGUAAUAACUUCGACCUAAAAUGCAAGGUGUUUUCCAAGCUAGCAGCGACGAAAGAAAAUGGCGGUGCGAUGGUGCAUAGUUUACGAUGUAUGGGAAGUGCGGCAUUAAACUUGGCAGCUGUUGCGGCAGGUCAGCAAGACGUUUACUGGGAAGGGGGCCCUUGGGCGUGGGAUGUUGCUGCCGGCUGGUGCAUUCUCGUCGAGGCGGGAGGUAUCAUGGUUGGUGGAAACCCAGGUGAUUGGGCACCGGCUGUAGAUGGGAGGUGCUACAUGGCUGUGAGAGGAGCACCAAGUGGGCAAAAGCAGAUUGUGGAGGAGUUAUGGAGUGUGGUUGGCGACGGAAAACUGAAAUACUAG